AUGGUGAGUACGCAUGCGUUUCUUCUGGUAUUUGUGAUGGCUGCUCUGGCGGUGCUCGGUCUGUUGCUGCUAAGUCUAAGUGCUGCUGUUGGAUACAAGACUUACAACGUUUUCGACUUUAAGGCCGUGGGUGAUGGCCAAACUGAUGAUACUAAUGCGUUCGUACAAGCAUGGGCAGCAGCUUGUGCAGAUACCAGAUCACCGGUGAUUCUCGUCCCUUCAGGGAAGACGUUCUUGAUAGGUGAAAUAACACUGUCGGGCCCCUGCAAUUCCAGCAUUGAUUUUCGGCUACAAGGGGACAUUGUGGCACCAAAUUCGAAGUGGACGAACGAUAAGGCAAGCUUGUUGACCUUCACGUACGUGAACCGUCUGAUCGUGCACGGCUACGGGCAGAUCGAUGGCAGAGGCCAACUUUGGUGGGACCUCUUCAACAAAAAGAUCUUAACCUUCCGUCACUGCAACGAUCUUUAUGUGAGAGGAAUAACGAUAAAGAACGGCCCCGAUAAGCAUAUGACCUUCUUCAAAUGCGUCGGCGUGACGAUUAGCUGGGUCAAGAUAACAGCGCCGGGCGACAGCCCCAACACAGACGGGAUGUUCUUCUCCGGGUGCCAGAACGUCGACGUCUCCGGCUCAAUUAUCGGAACAGGAGAUGAUUGCGUAGCUAUCGGCCCCGACUGCUCAAAGAUCAACAUCAACCGCGUCCAUUGCGGCCCUGGCCAUGGCUUCAGCAUUGGAAGUCUGGGAAGGGAUGGUGCGGAACAAUCAGUUGAGAACAUUCGUGUAUCCGAUUCCAGUGUAACAGAUGCUCUCACAGGCGCAAGAAUCAAGACAUGGCAGGGAGGAUCUGGAUAUGUCAGAGGCAUCGUGUUUGUGAAUAUGAGGCUCUACUCGGUUAAGACGCCAAUUAUGAUCGACCAAUUCUACUGUAAUGGUAACAGUUGCCAAAACCAAACCUCCGCGGUGGCAAUAAGCGACGUGCAGUUUGUGAAUAUUUCUGGGACGACCAUCAAGGAGAACCCCAUCAAAAUACUCUGCAGCAAGAGCGUUCCAUGUAAAGGCAUCCACCUGGAGAAUGUGAAGCUCUCCAUGGCUGCUCUGGCGGUGCUCGGUCUGUUGCUGCUAAGUCUAAGUGCUGCUGUUGGAUACAAGACUUACAACGUUUUCGACUUUAAGGCCGUGGGUGAUGGCCAAACUGAUGAUACUAAUGCGUUCGUACAAGCAUGGGCAGCAGCUUGUGCAGAUACCAGAUCACCGGUGAUUCUCGUCCCUUCAGGGAAGACGUUCUUGAUAGGUGAAAUAACACUGUCGGGCCCCUGCAAUUCCAGCAUUGAUUUUCGGCUACAAGGGGACAUUGUGGCACCAAAUUCGAAGUGGACGAACGAUAAGGCCAGCUUGUUGACCUUCACGUACGUGAACCGUCUGAUCGUGCACGGCUACGGGCAGAUCGAUGGCAGAGGCCAACUCUGGUGGGACCUCUUCGACAAAAAGACCUUAGCCUUCCAUCACUGCAACGAUCUUUAUGUGAAAGGAAUAACGAUAAAGAACGGCCCCGAUAAGCAUAUGACCUUCUUCAAAUGCGUCGGCGUGAAGAUUAGCUGGGUCAAGAUAACAGCGCCGGGCGACAGCCCCAACACAGACGGGUUGUACUUCUCCGGGUGCCAGAACGUCGACGUCUCCGGCUCAAUUAUCGGAACAGGAGAUGAUUGCGUAGCUAUCGGCCCCAACUGCUCAAAGAUCAACAUCAACUGCGUCCAUUGCGGCCCUGGCCAUGGCUUCAGCAUUGGAAGUCUGGGAAGGGAUGGUGCGGAACAAUCAGUUGAGAACAUUCGUGUAUCCAAUUGCAGUGUAAUGGAUGCUCUCACAGGCGCAAGAAUCAAGACAUGGCAGGGAGGAUCUGGAUAUGUCAGAGGCAUCGUGUUUGAGAAUAUGAGGAUCUACUCGGUUAAGACGCCAAUUAAGAUCGACCAAUUCUACUGUAAUGGUAACAUUUGCCAAAACCAAACCUCCGCGGUGGCAAUAAGCGACGUGCAGUUUGUGAAUAUUUCUGGGACGACCAUCAAGGAGAACCCCAUCAAAAUACUCUGCAGCAAGAGCGUUCCAUGUAAAGGCAUCCACCUGGAGAAUGUGAAGCUCUCCAUGGUUGGAGGGACAACUCCAGUGAAAUCUGUUUGCAUCAAUGCCAACGACUGCCAAUUCAUUCGAGUCGACCCAGACGUCCAAUGUGUUGCUGGAUAG
Messenger RNA from Musa acuminata AAA Group (dessert banana), 2235 nucleotides. Its product is annotated as probable polygalacturonase At3g15720. The transcript has 15 exons. NCBI's taxonomy places the organism in Eukaryota, Viridiplantae, Streptophyta, Magnoliopsida, Zingiberales, Musaceae. The record is from RefSeq and is a predicted model, not a curated record. Bases 1 to 2235 code for a protein of 744 amino acids. Gene Ontology annotation, biological process: carbohydrate metabolic process. Gene Ontology annotation, molecular function: polygalacturonase activity.